Messenger RNA from Seriola aureovittata, 4137 nucleotides. RefSeq names its product RELT like 1 (gene rell1). Gene Ontology annotation, cellular component: plasma membrane. The transcript is spliced from 8 exons. Gene Ontology annotation, biological process: positive regulation of p38MAPK cascade. The record is from RefSeq and is a predicted model, not a curated record. Lineage: Eukaryota; Metazoa; Chordata; Actinopteri; Carangiformes; Carangidae. Bases 127 to 912 code for a protein of 261 amino acids.
UUCAUGUCGGUAAGAAAUCCUGUAGUGUAGUUUGACCACGGUUGGUUGUGACUGGCCAGACGUCCAACGGUCGCCUGCCAGCAGCAUCACCGAAAUCCUACCGGCUAGCUGUGGCCCCGUCCCUCAAUGGCCAGUUCAACCGUCGUUACACCGAGUCAAACUACAGUUACUGGAUCAGGUGAAAGUGGAGCAGCGGGGCUCAACCCAGACAACAUCGCCUUCUUCCUGGUGCCUGUUUUCUUCUUCUUGGGCCUACUUGGGGUGGUGAUCUGCCAUGUGCUGAAGAGGAAAGGCUACCGGUGCACCACUGAGACCCAGGAUGAUGAUGAGGAGGUUUUUGAAGAAGAAAAGGAUCCUGAACUGGGUGGAGAUCUGAAUGACACCCUCAGUGACAACAAUGACACAGUCGGACAGAUUGUUCACUACAUAAUGAGAAACGAAGCAAACUCAGACGCCCUAAAAGCCAUGGUUCAUGAAAACAGCAUUGAUUCUGAUGGUCCUCCACUCACCCCCACCUCUCCCAUCACCCCAACCCCUCCGAUUACUCCCGUAUCACCGGGGGCGCCCCCAGGAGCUGCCAAGCACACCUGCAACCACCUGCACACGAUCGGUGGGCCUGGAGGCAACAAGAACAUCUGCACCCGCUGCAGCCAGAAGAAAUGGCCGCUGAUCAGGAGGCCAUCAGCGCGUAAGGCAGAGCAGCGCCGCAGCCACCACGGAGAGGUUACGGUCCUGGCUGUGGGCAGGUUCCGGGUGACCAAGUGUGAAAAACCAACCAGGGACAGACGGACUCUGUUGAUAACAGACUCCAACGGGAGUGUCCCUACAUCACCUACAGAGUCGGAGCCCAAGAGCCGGACCACAUCUGAGUCCCAGCAGGUGCAAACAGACAACUUGGACAAAGAGAAAUGAUAAAAAUCCAGCUUUCCAGAGAGAGGACAGAAGCAACAUCUGGACACUUUUUAAACUCGAACAAGUAGAAGAAAACAUCAGCACAGGAGAAACAAGAAGCGACAGAGUCAAUCUGGGAAUCGCCUCUCCACAUUCUCGCUCCACAGGGAGUGAAACGUGCAGCUGAUGAAGCAGACAGUGGUUAUUUUACAAGUACAGGGGGGGUAAGGUGUGUCCAGUUGUGAUACACUCCAUUUCCUCCUAUAAUAGAUUUACAGUAGUGCCUUGCUCAAAGGCAGAGUAACGGCUUGAUGUCAAGGAACCCUGAUCCAGGGCUCUCCCAAAUGAACUAAGCUCUUAUACUCAACAUGCCGAUGCGGUCCAUGAUGUACGUUCAUAUAUGAUUUCACCUGUAAUCAACCAGUUAAUUUAUAAAGCUACACCCCCAGCCCCAAUCUGAGAUAAAACUGUAGGUCAGUCAUUCCCAAACAGGAAGAAGGAACAACCUGAUAUAGUAGUCAUAGAGCCGGGAAACAGACUGGAGCAUUAGUCUGUGAUAAGAGGAAGGCAACAGUAAUCACAUCCUGUAAUAGCAUGAACAUGAUGUCAAAGUGUUCCCUGUAGUCAGCGUGACUAAGCAUCCCGACUGUGUGCAUUGCGAGGUCAACACGUCUGCUUUUCAAAUUUCCAAUCUCGUCUCUUUGUGUUGAUCUUCAAAUCUGACCUCUAUAAAGAAGAACGUGCAGUAUUCUACACCAAACAAAAAAUUAGACACAGGCUCACUAGCUAUAAGUGAGUGUUUUACUCAUACAGCAAACACGGAGCAACUUUAUGAUUCAUUUAGAGUCGAGUUUGUUUUCACCUGAUGAUCAGAAGAACCUAAAUUCACUCUCCUUUAAUUUCUGGUUUGCUGCUACUGACUGAAAGAAAUAUCUGCCUCCUUAGCUACUAAAUACUCCACCAUGUUCACCUGCUAGUUGCUAACUUUGUCUGUCUGUUGUUUUGUGUUAAAUAGGUGGCGUACAGUUGGUUUAUCAGAACUUUUUUUCUGGUUGGCUUUGAAUGGAAAUAACAUUAAUUGGAGCAAAUGAACCAAAACAGUAAAAUUGCGCUCAUAAAUCCAAAACAAUUAGCUGAGAGAUGGCAGAACAAUAUGUUAAAGUGUGUAGUGAUCAUUCUCUGUGGGUCCAUCACAAUGGAUGACCCCUUGACCAGUUGUUAAUAUAAAAAUAUUGAUUGUUGCAGCUUUAAUUUGUGAUGCUGAACUUAGACAUUGAGACUGGAAUAUGUGUAUUUUUUAUAUACUGUGCUAAAAUGUAUUCUUUAACAAAUAUAUAAUUCAUUCACAUUAUAUUGGAUUAGUUGUAGGACAUCUAAAACACAUUUUUGGUUAAAGAUUCGUGUCAUGUCCCUAUCGACUUCACUCUGGUGUACAUGUAGAAUGAAUGUUCAGCUGUCGAAGCCAAACGAAGCUGCUUCUUUUGAAUUCAGUCUGGAUUUAUCAUAUUUGUCCAUGAGCUGCCUUUAUAUUAAUCAUCAAUGCACUAAGGGGUCAUGAGCAAAUAGUCUGCAAAUGACUUAAUCCAUUAUGGAUUAUCUGUCAGUUGUUACGCCAGGAUAUAAGCCUAACUUUUUUUCUAAUGAAAUGUGCCUUUCAUUUCUAAGCAUGGGUCUAUUUGUAUGGGUGUGUUUUAUAGUGAAAGGCAGACAACAUGUGCUGUCAUUUGAUAAGAGUUUACAGUGUCAAGAAUCAUUUGUUGUGGAGAGCAAUUCAGUGAGAGAGAGAGAGAGAGAGGUGAAUGUUGCCGCCAAAAAUACUUGUGUGUAAGUGUGUGUAAGUGUGAGAGAAGGAGAGAGAGGGAGAUGCAAAUGAGUAACUUUUAUAAUUCCUCCUCCAUUAAGCAAGGCGUCAUUAAAGGAAAAUUUACGGUAUUUUUCACCCUUUGUCUUACUCUCAGAUUCGACCUCUCUGAGUCAUGUUAACGUUGAACUUGUCACCUCUGUGAGUCUGGCGAAAAGCUUUUAUUGGGGCUUUAAUUAAAGCUUUAAUUUUACAUAAAUAAUUUAAACACUUGACUCUAAAACUACUUGAACAAAAACACAGGUCAGAUAUUUGACAGUUAAUGUGAUCCCAUUUACACUUUGUCGCUCCCACAAACGGCUUCAGAUGCAUUUCCACCGCCAUCUGGACUGAGGUAACGCCGACCCUGAUUUGCAUUCAGACCAAGAAAAUCAAGACCGAUUACAAUCAGCCUUCUUAUUUAGCAAACGGAGACAUGUAUAUAUGUGGCUAAGUUUAAAUAAAAACUGAAUAACAUCUGAAUUUUAUUCAGAUAUGACACACUUGAAAUGACAAUUGUACCUGUACCCAUAAGCACAGAACAUCUACAACAGAGCUGUCAGGUGCAAAGUUAACAUGAGAUCCAGGUUAAGAAAUGCUGUGAAUUUUUUUUAAGGAAUCAGCCCAUUUAAUGUUUUUUUUUUUUUUUUUUUUUUUUCAGAUUCUACUCAAAAUACCAAACAAAGAGAAAAUGACAAAGAGAGUCUGUUCUCUAUAGUCCGGUUUUCUGUAACAACCAAAUCAGUUGAGUUGAAUAUUUAUUUUUCUAUGCUUAACACUCUUGACAAUACCCCAAAUUAAUUGAUCUUCUUGACGAGGAGGAAACCAAAUUCAACCAAAGCCAAAAAGCAAACAGAACCCAGAUGUGUUUUGUUCUGACGUCAGUAGUUUUAACUGUCUACUUCAUUGUGUGAAAAAACAAAGGGUAAGAUCGAGCAGCAGAGUGAACUCAAAAGUUAAAUCCGCUUCUUAAACAGGUGCUCCACCAACUUUAUACAUAUAAUUUUAGUUUACAAGUCACAAAAUGGAUUAUCUCAGUCUGGGCUUGGAGACUACAAACUUUUUUGGUGCUUGGCCUGUACUGGAAACUAAAAGUCGGAGCAUUUUUGCUUCUGCUGCUUUGAUUUAGACCAUUUUUUUUUUAAAUUGUUUCAUGUAACUUUAUGUAAGUACGAUAAUAAAUCACCAGUCGCCCUUUUAAAGACCCUUGUGAGGUGAGACGUAGUCAGCCAAACAUAUCAUUGUGAUCAACAGGCAUUGUAUUAGACGUGGUAUUUGUGAAUGUCAUUUCAUUGGGCCUUGGUUUUUAAAACCAUACAUACAAAUUCUGUUUUUCAUAUUUUGGGACAGUUUGCUGUGUUUAUAUUGUUGUAUAAUGAAAAUAAAAAUAAAGCAAAUAAAGAUGA